UGUAAUUUCAUAUGGUUUCCGCUGCUACGGUUCCGCACACACACUAUUAAAUUAUUUUUCUUUUUUUUCAGAAUGACGCUGAACCUCUAGAUUAUACCAUGGACACGCUUUUACUGGGCCGUCAACAGAGCAGUAAUGCCGGCGGAUCUCCAAACUACGACCACGGCGUCGCAAGCAGCGACGACGACUUCCCCUCGACGUCCACACCGAUGGGGGCGGUCCGACGCAGCGGGGGCAGCAGCGGCGGCCUAUCCGUGAGCAGCGAACCGACUCCCACCGGGGGCAGUGGAGGCAGAUCGAAAGCCACCCCUUCCGCUCUCUAUCAUGGUAGUUGGCCGCAUGUGGAGAGACCGAUGUGGAGUUCGGAACCCACCGGAAUCGGAGCCAAGGGUCAGCACAGAGAUGGGGGCAGAGCGGAUCAUUUGGGAAAUCAGAUGGUGAGUGAGGAGGUAACAAGCGUGAUGAGCUUCGCCUCAAGUUCCGGCGGCGCCCCGCUGGACCGAUCGUUAGGCAGUCCAGAAAGAAAGUGGCCUUCACAACAACUGGAGGCCAAAAUGGACGUCGUUCAUGGCCUACUAGCCGUCUUGGCGGGCCAAGAGCGAGUAGAUAUGGGUGAAACGCUCUUGGCCCUCAGUGGUUGCCCGGAGAGUUGUCUGGCUAUGCGUCAAUCAGGUUGUAUUCCUCUCCUAGUCCAACUAGUGCAGUCAGACAGAGACGCCGAGACAAGGAGAAAAGCCUCUCAAGCACUGCACAACUUAGUCAAUUCACAACCCGAUGAAAAAUUACGAAAACGGGAGAGCAGGGUAUUGAAACUGUUAGACCAAUGUAGAGCUUACACUGAAGCCUUACGAAACGGGACCGAGUACCAAUCUCCUGACAGUACUAAUUCAGAAGAUAAUGACAAACAUCCUGUACAAACAGUGGCGCAUCUGAUGAAACUGUCAUUUGACGAAGGUCAUAGGCAAGCCAUAUGCCAGUUGGGAGGGAUACAUACCAUAGCUUGCAUUGUUGAGGUUUGUCAUGAUUAA
Acanthoscelides obtectus is the source of this 1028-nucleotide messenger RNA. The record is from the annotation of a GenBank genome assembly. NCBI's taxonomy places the organism in Eukaryota, Metazoa, Arthropoda, Insecta, Coleoptera, Chrysomelidae.